AUGUCGUACAAUAAUGAUGGUUAUUAUCAACCACCUUAUUCAUCGGUAUCUUCAAUGCAGACACCAUCUCGUACCCCACCACCGAUAGUUGAUGCACCAACAAACCCUUCAACUGCUAUAUUCAAUGCUAUAUUACAAGACAAUGUAGGAUUAGUUAGAUCAAUUUUAAAUCAAACAAAUUAUGAUCUUAAUAACCUUAGGAACAAAGAUGGAAAAACUCCUCUUAUGGUGGCUGCCUGUGAAAAUUGUCCACAUGUUACUACAUUUCUAUGUCAACUAGAUAAUUUAUUAAUUGACUUGCAAAACAAUGAUGGUGAUUCAGCAUUACAUCAAGCUGCUGCUGCAGGAAAUAUUGGAAUCGUUGAAAUACUGAUAAAUGCAAAAGCUACUGUCGAUUUGUGUAAUAAUGAGAAUAUUACUCCACUUAUAAUUGCCGCUUAUAAUGGUCACGCUGACGUUUGUCGAGUUCUUAUUGAUCUCGGUAAUGCAAAUGUCGAUUUCCUAGAUAACUCACGUAAGGCUGCUUUAACCUUGGCUGCUUAUGAGGGACAUGUAGAAGUUAUCAAAGUUUUAUUGGCUCGAAGGGCUAAUGUUAACAUAAUAGACGAGUAUGGUUGGACAGCUUUAAUGCUUGCGGCGUUUUCGGGUCAUUCAUCUGUGUGUCAUUUAUUAUUAGAAAAUAACGCUAAUAAGAAUAUUGCUGCAAAAAAUGGUAAAACUGCUGUUAUUCUUGCGAGAGAAGCUGAUCAUCAUGAUACUGCAAAUAUUAUAGAAAAUUAUAUUCCUGGUGCUUCUUCCUUUUUACCAAAUGGUAUACAAGUUGAAGUAGUCACUACUCCAAAUUAUCCACCUGAUCCGGUACCAUAUUCUGCUCCGUAUGCAGUAAAUGAUUACUUUCAUAUUCCAAUACCGAGUGCAGAAGAUCCUUAUUCAUCACCAAAGGGUUUCAUAAUGCCACUUGAACGUAGAGAUACUAAACGAACACUUAUACCUAAAAAUUCUGGUCGUCGCAAAGCUUUAUAUGUUAAUAUAGACGCGAAUUCUAACGGAAAUAAGGUGCAUAUCACCACUGCACCUCAUGUAAGAAAAGACAUGGCUCCUAGGGAUAAAAAAACUUUAUGGGUUUAUUUUUCAUGGGCUGUCACAGCAUGUUGUCUUAAUCCUUUUUUAUCAAAAGUCUGUGGAAUGAAAGAUUCGAAUACUCGUCAGGCAUGGCACAUUCUUAGACUUUACGGUCCAGAUGUACCAGGUAUGAAAGUACAUAUUGUCCGUGGUAGACUUUACAAUACUGGAAUUUAUUUCUCUAGCGGUAGCCAUCGCCCAAUCGCUCCUUUUAAUGAUUCGGAUUUAUUUCCAAUUAUUUCUGCAAGAUUUGGACAAGAUAUUUCGGACUUCUUCCCACCGGAUGAUCAAACUUUAAGAUGCAAUGCUGUACCAUCAAAUAGUAGUAGCAUUUGUAAUCAAAAUGGUGAUAAUAGAUACCAUUGUCAUACCUCUUCUGCUUCAUAUGCUGCAUUAAGAAGUUUAGAUUUGAACUUGUUCGUUGGGUACACGUGGGAUAAUAUCACUGAUACUAAGAAUAAAUUGUUUGUAUAUAAAGAUAAUGUCUAUGAUUUGAGCGCAUAUUUAAAUUUACAGCCAAAUGAUCAAUGGCUUGGUAAUAGUUCGACCACUUGGGUAUCAAGCCUCGUGGGUCGUGAUGCUACAAUGGAUAUAAUGCAUACUCAAAGGACAAAAGAUAUUGCUAAUUGUUUUGACCAUUUCUUAGUGGGUAAACUUGAUGGUACAACUUUAGGAUGUAUAACAACAAGUACAGUUAUAAUUUUGAUGACUGUAACAUUUAUUAGUAUUACUUUGAUCAAGUUUACAUCUGCUGUAGCUUUCGAUUGGUUUGUAUCAUGGCAAUUGGGUAAAAUAUCAAAGAUACCAAAACCAGACAAUGCUAUCACAUAUAUAAUAAUGUUGGUUACAUGUUAUUCAGAAGGUGAACAAUCUAUACGUACCACGCUUGAUUCUUUAGCUGAAACUAAUUACUCUGGCAAACACAAAUUAUUAUUCGUAAUUGCUGAUGGUAAUAUCACUGGUUCAGGCAAUGAUAGGUCAACACCGCAAAUUUGUAAAGAUUUGUUAGUACCUUUUGAUCCAAGUGAUCCUCCACCAGAACCUAAAUCUUAUCAUGCUAUUGGUGAUGGAUUAAAACAGCAUAACAUGGCAGAAGUCAGUAUAGGAUACUAUGUUGUUGGUACCCGUCGCAUUCCCAUGUGUUUAGUAAACAAAGUUGGAGCUGAACAAGAAAUGAAUGGACCUAAAGCUGGUAAUCGUGGAAAGCGUGAUUCUCAACUGAUCUUGAUGAAAUGGCUUAGUCAUAUUUGCUUUAAUGAACGAUUGACACCCUUGGAAUUUGAUUUAUUUGAAAAAGUUAGUAUUUUAACUGGCGUGACACCUAGCGCGUUUGAAAUGAUUCUUAUGGUGGAUGCAGAUACGUACGUUAAACCUGAUAGUGUUAGUCAUAUGGUAGCAGCUAUGGAGCGUGAUCCAAAAGUUAUGGGGCUUUGUGGUGAAACAAAAAUUGCAAAUAAAGCCGAUAGUUGGGUUACCAUGAUUCAAGUAUUUGAAUAUUACAUUUCGCAUCAUCUAGGAAAACCCUUUGAAUCAAUUUUCGGUGGUGUUACUUGUUUACCUGGAUGUUUUUGCAUGUAUCGCAUCAAAGUACCAAAGUAUGAUGGUCAUAUAGUACCAAUCCUUGCUAAUCCAGAUGUUGUAGAAAUGUAUGCUUCAAACAGCGUAGAAACGUUGCAUCAAAAAAAUUUAUUACUUCUUGGAGAAGAUCGUUAUCUUACAACUUUAAUGUUACGAACAUUCCCAAAAAGAAAAAUGAUAUAUGUACCCAAGGCUAUAUGUAAAACUGUAGUACCAGAUAAUUUCAAAGUUUUAUUAUCACAACGCCGAAGAUGGAUUAAUUCAACAAUUCAUAAUUUAAUGGAACUUAUUUUAGUACCACAACUUUGUGGCAUAUUUUGUUGUUCUAUGCAAUUUGUAAUUUUCUUGGAAUUGGUUGGAACUGUAGUAUUACCUUCAUCACUAUUGUUUAUGAUAUAUUUGUUUUUUUCAGCUAUUAAUGGCAAUGACGUGUCAGUGCCCCUUAUUUUUAUAGCUUCCACGUAUUUUUUACAGGCUUUUUUGAUUGUCUUUACAUCACCUAGACCUACAUACAUUAUAUGGAUGAUCGUGUUCAUACUUUCUACACCUAUAUGGUACUUCGUAUUGCCAUUAUAUGCAUUCUGGCAUUUCGAUGAUUUUUCAUGGGGAGCAACUCGUAAAAUCACAGGUGUGGAUAAUGGACAUGGUCAUAGUGUUGUUUUCCAAUUUGAUCCGGUUAAUAUUCCGAUGAAAAAAUGGACUCAAUGGAAAGUUGAACAAAUAGGUGCAAAAAACUUAAUUGAUUGGUACGGUAAUAUGAAAGAAAGUAAUAAAGGGUUUACGAAACCACAAAAAAUUCCUUUACACGGAGGAUAUAAUCAAAUGAACAGUUUACCUAGCUUACCAUCACCUGGUAGACGUGAAGAGGAAACUACGAGACGAGCUUCACGUGAAUAUAAAUAUACUAGUAGAAAACCAGUUGGUGGGCUGCAGCCAUCAACUGAAUAUAAAUUUGAUAGCGAAAAGCCUAUCAGUAGAUCGCCACAAACUAUAGAUUUUUCACCUACAAAUAGUGAAUCUCAACCUAUAGUUUCUUCACCUGGUCAUGGUGGAUCUCAGUAUAAGUCACUAUCUCUGCCACAAACUAUAGAUUUUUCACCUACAAAUGGUGAAUCUCAACCUAUAGUUUCUUCACCUGGUUAUGGUGGAUCUCAGUAUAAGCCACUACCUCUGCCACAAACUAUAGAUUUUUCGCCUACAAAUAGUGAAUCUCAACCUAUAGUUUCUUCACCUGGUUAUGGAUCUCAGUAUAAGCCACUACCUAAGGCACCUUCAUCUGGAAUUAACUUUGAAACGAACGGAAGACCUGUUGGACCCAGGUCACCUGAAUUCAAUAAAGAUUAUGGUGAUUUAAAUAUAAUUUUUAAAGACAGCUAA
Messenger RNA from Dentiscutata erythropus, 4077 nucleotides. Lineage: Eukaryota; Fungi; Glomeromycota; Glomeromycetes; Diversisporales; Gigasporaceae. The record is from the annotation of a GenBank genome assembly.